GAUGCGCACACUACGCGGAGCUGAGCUCAGAGGCAUCUCUGUCUUUCACUUGGCAGCAUCUCAGCGGAGUGCAGCCUCAGCGAGGCUGUGGGUGGAUCUGGAACAUUACGCUUUAGCGUGGACCACAAACCAACACAGACAAGAGCAGCGAAAACCAAAACAAAAAAAACUGCGAUCUGGAGAGUAAAACGUCUUGACCCAACUCAUUAAUUGAUCGGGGGAUUUUGGGGGCGAAAUUGUGAGGAACCCUUUAGUACGAGUCCAAGGACCAAGAGACGGACUCAGCGCGGUGCGUGUGGUUCAGAAGCGACGUGCAGAACGCACGGGGGUCUGAGGCAGUUUGGCUUCUGAGUUCCAUUCAGUAAUUAGUGUCUUGAAAUAAGCGAUCGUUGGGGAGAGCUCUAAUGGAUUCUGGAAUUACUAUCAAUCACAUUUAAUGAAGAGGGGCAAAAAUCCCGCAUUCAUAAACAAAUUAAAAUCGUCGUAUGCAGGAGAGUGUGUUCCAUUCACCAGCAGUCGGAUGAGAGUCUAAUUUGCCCUUGGCAACUAAAGAUGAGGUUUCUAUGGAAACAAAUUGUUCUUCUAUCAAUCAGCGGCUGCCUUGCAGCCUGUGCAGAGGAUUUCAUGUUCCAGGGGCCAAAAUGGAGGACAGAGCCCAGUGACCUCAUUUUACCGUACAACUCCCCGGACCAGAAAGCCGUCAUUAAAUGUGAGGCGGAAGGAACCCCUUCCCUGCAGUACAGAUGGUCACUAAACGGAACACUCAUUGAUCUGAGGAGCGACUACCGGCGUCACAUGUCUGGGGGCAACCUGACCAUUAGCGGCUUGGACAGGGACCAAGACACAGGGAUAUACCAGUGCACGGCCUCCAACAAGUGGGGCUCUCUUCUGAGCCACAGAGCCAGCCUCCAGUUUGCAUACCUUGAAAACUACAAAACCCAAACAGUGAGGAGCGCUGUUAAUGUUCGAGAAGGCCAGGGGGUGGUUCUGCUCUGUGGACCUCCCACACAUUCUGGAGAGCUGACUUUUGCAUGGAUCUUUAAUGAGUACCCCUACUUUGUCCAGCAAGACACACGUCGGUUUAUAUCCCAGGAGACCGGGAGUCUGUACGUUGCCAAAGUUGAAUCUUCUGAUGUGGGAAACUACACUUGUGUGGUCAACAACACCAUCACCCGAGAAAAGGUCCUGAGUCUGCCCACCCCGCUUGUCCUUAGGAACGAUGGGGUGAUGGGUGAAUACGAACCCAAAAUAGAAGUUCAUUUCCCCGAUUCCAUUCCAGCUGCCAAAGGAUCCACGGUGAAGCUGGAAUGCUUCGCUCUUGGAAACCCGGUUCCUGAAAUAAGCUGGAGAAGAACCAGUGGCGUUCCUUUCCCCGGCAAAGUCAAGAUGAGGAACUCCAACGCUGUACUGGAAAUUCCAAAUUUCCAGCAAGAGGACACCGGGACCUAUGAGUGUGUAGCGGAGAACAGCCGAGGAAAGAACACGGCGCGUGGCCGCCUCUCCUUCCACGCCAAACCCCACUGGCUCCAGACCAUCACGGACACGGCGCUGUCGAUCGAGGAGAACCUGUUCUGGGAGUGUAAGGCCAGCGGGAAGCCCAAGCCCUCGUACAGCUGGCUGAGGAACGGCGAGACCCUGACGUCCGAGACGCGGGUGCAGAUGGAGAAUGGAGCGCUGACGGUCUCCGCCCUCAACCUGUCGGACGCGGGGCUCUAUCAGUGUGUGGCGGAAAACAAACACGGAGUUAUUUAUUCCAGCGCUGAACUAAUGGUGUUAGCCUCACCACCCAGCUUCUCCAGGAGUGCCCUGCAGGCCGUGCUGAAAGCCCUCUCCGGCAGCCAGGUGUCACUGGACUGCCAGCCCCAGGCAUCCCCACCGGCCUCCAGUCUCUGGAAGAAAGGCAACGAGCUCCUGCAGAAAAGCGACAGGAUCGCCCUGCUCCCCAAUGGAACGCUGCGCAUCGCCAACGUGACCAAGCGGGACUCGGCCAGCUACACGUGCAUCGCUAGGAACCAGUUUGGCAGCGCCAGCACCACCGGGAUGCUGCUAGUCACCGAACCCACCCGGAUCACCCUGAGGCCCACUAACAUGGAGAUCAUCGUUGGGGAGAGCAUCGUGCUGCCCUGCCAGAUGGCCUGCGACCCAGCCCUCGACGUGUCCUUCUCCUGGGCCUUCAACGGGCAGCUCAUCGACUUCCAGAGAGACGGGGAGCACUUUGAGAGAGUGGGCGGGACCAUAUCGGGGGAUCUGAUGAUCCGCAGCAUCCAGCUAAGCCACGGGGGGAAGUACGUCUGCCACAUCGACACAGACGUGGAGAGCCUGUCCGCCUCGGCCAUCUUGGUUGUCAAAGGCCCUCCCGGUCCUCCAGACAAGGUGUCUGUGGAGGAGAUCACAGACAGCACGGCCCAGCUGUCCUGGAGCCCCGGCAGGGACAACGGCAGCCCCAUCACGGGGUACAUCCUCCAGGCCCGCACCGCAUUCACCGUGGGCUGGCAGGCCGUGGAUACAGUGCCGGAGGUGGUCAACGGGAACCUGUUGACGGCCACGGUGGUGGGACUCAACGCCUGGGUGGAGUACCAGUUCAGGGUGGUGGCUCGCAACAGCGUGGGCGUAGGAGAACCCAGCCCCCCGUCCAUCAAGACCCGGACAGAGGAUGCCAUGCCCGAUGCGGCGCCCACUGAUGUCGGAGGGGGAGGCGGCACAAAGUCUGAAUUAGUGAUCACAUGGGAGCCCGUCCCCGAGGAGCUGCAGAACGGAGAGGGCUUCGGCUACAUCGUGGCCUUCCGGCCCGCGGGGGCCGCCGGCACGCCAUGGACGCGGGCCGCCGUGUCGACGCCGGGCGCGUCGCGCCACGCCUUCCGCAACGACUCCCUCCUCAUGCCCCCGUUCGCCCCGUUCGACGUCAAGGUGGCGGCCUUCAACGACAAGGGCCCCGGGCCCUUCAGCUCCGUGGCCACCGUGUUCUCGGCAGAGGAAGUGCCCAGUGUGUCUCCUAAGAGGUUGAGAGCCCGCAGUGUGUCUGCAGCUCAGAUUGAAGUGUUCUGGGAACCUCUGCCUGCCGUUCCUGAACGGGUGCUGGGAUAUGAGGUGGUGUACUGGGAAGACGACACCAAACCCGACACGGUUGGGAAGGUCAGGAUUUCCGGUAACUACACGCUGGUCAACGUGACGGGGCUCACCGGCCACACACCGUACUACCUGGCCGUCGCCGCCUUCAACACUGCCGGCUCCGGCCCGCAGUCGGUCGCCAUCAACAUCACCACCAAGAAGCCGCCUCCGGGUCAGCCACCAGUCAAUGUGGAAUGGAGCAUGACCGGAUCUCUGCUCACGCUGCACUGGGACCCUGUGGUCGCUACGGAAACAGAAUCCCCCGUCACUGGAUAUAUGGUGCUGCUGAAGAGACAGGGCUACAGCGACAUCGACAUGGUCCGGACCGACAAGAACAACCUGGAGCUCAACCUGCCGGCCAGCGACAACUACCUGGUCCAGAUCAAGGCUUUGACCCAGGGGGGAGAAGGGGUGGGCAGCGAACCCAUCCAUGUGCAUAAAUCAAGCAUGGGUGCGAGAGGCUCGGGAGCUCCUGGCCUGCUCCCGCUGUACUCCUCGGCCGUCCUUAUCAGCACCCUGCUUAGCACCUCCUGGUGAGAGCCAAUCACAGAGCUUGGACAUCCCCCGGAGCCUCCUCUCCCUCCCCCAUCCCUCCCUUCCUCCCCCCAUCCCUCUUCCUCCUAUCUUCCUCCUUCCUUCCCUCCAAUGAAGCUCAACUGCCCCCUGUCACCCACCACUGGCUUCAGCAGCAGGUGCAGCCUCCCGCGGCACCAUUUCGGAGUUGACGGAUGGAUGGACGCAGGGAAAACUGGACUGAACUGGAAUGGAGUUGAAUGGAGUUAACCGGACUUGACUGGAGUUGACAGGAGUGGAGCGGAGUGGGAGUUGUCUGGAGUAGAGCUGGAGAUGGAGUUGACAUGAACAGGAUGGAAUUAAGAAGGGCGCCCUUUAACUUUUGUUUACAUUUUUUUGCAAAUAAGACUUUGGUAAGAAAUGGCGAUUCGUGUGCAUGGUUUUUGUGUUUGUUUUUGAGUCACCAUUUUGUUUUCAUUAUGUUUUUGGGCCCGCAAAUAUAAUUUCCCUUCAAAGUUAUUAUGUUGAAAUGAGCGAUGUUUGAUGAGAAUCUUUGACCAUAUACUAAUGCCUUAAAUCAAUUGUGUACAUACAUACCAAAGUAGGUGAUACAGAAUCUUGUUUUAGGUCAUCAUUUGUAUUCUAGAGUUCCGGGAGAUCUUUUUUCCGCACUAUAUGUUUAGACCGAUUUGUAUUUUUUUCUUACAGCUGAAGUGCUCUAGGAAGUCAUUCAAACAGUAAAGUGAACAAAAUAAGCCCCGGCUGGCCACUAUAAGAUAUGAGCAGAUCGUCUUUCCUAGAGGUCGGAAGCCAAUUCCGAUUCAGAUCGUGGCUAAAUACCAUUACCUAAAUAUCCGUUAUCUCAUCCCCUUUAUUCCGCCGUUCAAUUUAAAUAUUAACACCUUUCUGUUCCCCCCCUCCCCUCAAGUGCUGCUAGAGGAAAAAAAAUCAAUUUCUUUUUUUUUUUCAAGCUGGCUUUGUCUAAGGGACCACGCAGGGCGUCCAGAGCAAAUUGAUCAACUGUGCCUCUCACUUCUAUCCUGUGUAUUUAAACAGUGUUUGUCCUCUACGGGCCCCCAGGCUACAGACCCUCUCCCACCUGCUCACUACUGAUGGGUCCUGGCGUACCGCUCCUUAUCCCCACUGCCUCUAAAUAAUAAAUACCCAUCAGCCUCCUGCAUCCAGAAGCCUGGAUGGAGGUAGAGAGAGAGAGAGAGGGAGAGAGGGAGAGAGAGAGAGAGGAGAGAGAGAGAGAGAGAGAGAGAG
Messenger RNA from Gadus morhua (Atlantic cod), 4887 nucleotides. RefSeq names its product contactin 3b (gene cntn3b). Gene Ontology annotation, cellular component: axon; plasma membrane. Gene Ontology annotation, biological process: brain development; cell-cell adhesion; axon guidance. NCBI's taxonomy places the organism in Eukaryota, Metazoa, Chordata, Actinopteri, Gadiformes, Gadidae. The record is from RefSeq and is a predicted model, not a curated record. The transcript has 23 exons. Gene Ontology annotation, molecular function: cell-cell adhesion mediator activity. Bases 553 to 3645 code for a protein of 1030 amino acids.